Molecule: messenger RNA, 863 nt
Organism: Musa acuminata AAA Group (dessert banana)
Lineage: Eukaryota; Viridiplantae; Streptophyta; Magnoliopsida; Zingiberales; Musaceae
Product: large ribosomal subunit protein eL18y-like
Exons: 5
Coding region: 59-622 (187 amino acids)
Biological process (GO): translation
Cellular component (GO): ribosome; cytosolic large ribosomal subunit
Molecular function (GO): structural constituent of ribosome; RNA binding
Source: RefSeq, a predicted model, not a curated record
UAUAUAAACCCAAACAAUGCCGGCCGAGCCAAGGCAGGAGUGCUUCCCUUGAGUCGGCAUGGGUAUCGAUCUCGUGGCCGGAGGCCGGAGCAAGAAGGCCAGACGCACUGCCCCGAGGUCCGACGAUGUCUACCUCAAGCUCCUCGUUAAGCUCUACAGGUUUCUCGUUCGGAGGACGGAGAGCAAGUUCAACGCAGUGAUCCUUAAACGGCUCUUCAUGAGCAAGAACAACCGGCCGCCCAUCUCCCUCAAGAGGCUCAUUACUUUCAUGGAGAGAAAGGAUGACAAGAUAGCCGUUAUUGUUGGGACGGUGACGGAUGAUAAGAGAGUGUACGACGUGCCGGCCAUGAAGGUGACGGCUCUGAGGUUCACGGAGACUGCUAGGGCGAGGAUUCUGAAGGCCGGUGGGGAGUGCUUGACCUUCGACCAGCUCGCCCUCCGAGCUCCUCUCGGGCAGAACACUGUUCUCUUGAGAGGCCCAAAGAAUGCCAGGGAAGCUGUUAAACAUUUCGGUAAAGCUCCUGGCGUGCCACACAGCCACACAAAGCCCUACGUCCGCUCCAAGGGGAGGAAGUUUGAGAGGGCCAGAGGAAGAAGAAACAGCAGGGGUUUCAGGGUCUAAGUCAGCCAAGCCGAUGUUCUUGACCCACUAUCUAUAUCAUCUCUUAGUAUGUGUUAAAUCUCAACCUCACAAGGAUUUCUUGCGCUUCUUAUCAACCUGAAUCAAUCCGACUUUGAUGUUUGUUGACUUCAAAUGAACUGCAUGUGUUUUUGGCCCUGGUGGUGGUAAACUGUGCAACAUGGCUUUCGUGUAUUUUUGAUUUAUCAUCUGAAUCAUUGACUUCCAUGGUAGAUGAUUUCAA